UUACCCUAUCCGCUUCAGUGGCGAUUCGCCUGAGCAGGUAGAUUGAAUAGAUAAAACGCGUCACAAGAUGUCGGAAAAAUUGUAAAGGUCCGAUACAGUGUACCUCCAGGGUAAACAACAACAGAAUUUUAACAAACCAGAGAAGAGAAAGUCGAGAGUAGGUGACCUUGCUCUCUAGCCAUUCUCAGGUGGACGUUCCAAGAUGCGAUGAAGGCUUUGUGGAGACUGUCCGUUCUCUGCGUGUUAUGCACGUGUGUCAUUGCCAGACACCGCCAUGACAGUCAGCAGCGGCUUAGGCAGGUCCUUCAGCAAAGGAGACAGCGGAUAGAUACUGAAGUUUCCGAAUGGCUGACAACGAAGAAUGAGGAGUUACGAAGAUGGCUGGAAAAGAUUUCUUUUGCAAGCUGGAAUUAUGAAACGGACCUCUCGGAGGAGAAUGCAGAAAAGCUUAAUAAAGUAAAUAUAGACUUUUCACAAUGGAAAAGCACUUGUGUGAAAGAAGCAUCUGAAAAACUAAAGUUUCCCGGAUUGUCUGAGGAUGCUCGGCACCAACUCCGAAUUCUAUCAUACGACAUUGAUCCUUCCAAUCCGGAACAACUCAGAAAAGUGAAUGACAUUCAAACAAAACUGGAACAGAUUUAUGGAAGAGGGACCGUUGAGUAUAAUGGCACAACCCUUCAACUGGAACCCGGCAUUACCAAUCUGUUUGAGUCAUCACGUGAUCCGAAAGUUUUGUCAGAAUUAUGGGUAAAAUGGCGGGAUGCUACAGGAAAGAAAAUGGCAAACCUUUACACAGAGUUUGUAGAACUACAAAAUACUGGAGCUUUGGAACAUGGUUUUGAGGACCUUGGGGACGCGUGGCGACAGAGGGAAUUUUUUGAUACCCCUGAACUUGUACAAAUUGUGGAAGAUUUAUGGCAAGAGCUUAGACCGAUGUACGUUCAGCUCCACAGCUACGUUCGCCGGAAGUUGGAAACCUACUACGCCAAAAACCAUCCAGACUUCGACUUUCCAAAAGAUGGAAGUAUACCAGCUCAUCUACUAGGUAACAUGUGGGCCCAGGAAUGGAACAACAUUUUUGACAUAGUACAGCCAUAUCCGGAAGUAAAGGAACCGGAUAUGAAUAGGGCUUUGAAAGAGAAAGGAUACAACGUUGGAAACAUGUUUAGAAGAGCAGAGGAGUUCUAUACCUCCUUAGGACUGUAUAAAAUGGUCCCGGAUUUCUGGCGACAUUCCAUGCUUGUCCGCCCGACGGAAAAAGACCGUGAAGUACAAUGCCACGCCUCAGCUUUUGAUUUCUAUAAUAACGAUACUUUCAGAAUAAAAAUGUGCACGGAGGUUAACAUGAACUACUUCCAAACUAUACACCACGAGAUGGGACACAUCGAGUACUUCAUGGCGUACCGUCACCGGCCGACAGUGUACAGGGAGGGCGCCAAUGGGGGAUUCCACGAGGCCAUCGGCGACACCAUAGCCCUGUCGGUGCGCUCACGCAAACAUCUCCAGACGCUCGGAUUAUUGGAGGACGCAAAUGUUUCAGAGGAAGAAAAGAAAAAGUCUGACAUCAACUAUCUGAUGAACCAAGCGCUUCUAAAGUUGGCCUUCCUUCCGUUCGGCUAUCUGGUGGACAAGUGGAGAUGGAGGGUGUUUAGUGGAGAAAUCACCCCCGACAAGUACAAUGAAGAAUGGUGGAAAAUGAGAUUGGAAUAUCAAGGAGUGACCUCCCCUGUUCCUCGAACAAAUGCGGACUUUGAUCCCGGAGCAAAGUUCCAUGUAGCCGCCAACAGCCAAUAUAUUAUAUAUUUUGCCAGCUUCCUGCUACAGUUUCAGUUUUAUGAGUCAAUGUGUCAGGCCAGUGGCCAUACAGGGCCUUUGUAUACUUGUGAUUUCUACAGGUCAAAGGAAGCAGGAGUAAAACUGUUGAAUAUGUUGAAACUAGGUGGGAGUAAACACUGGAAAGAGGCCCUGAAACAGAUGACAGGGGACACUAAUAUCAGGACCGAACCCUUCAAGAAGUACUUUCAGCCUCUAAUCGAUUUUUUGAUGAACGAAAACAAAGGGGAUGUAGGAUGGGCGAAAGCAGGGAUAAAUUGGGAACGGGCAUAGUUUAAAUAAAUUUCAUCAAAACCUU
This is a messenger RNA of Magallana angulata, 2131 nucleotides long. Its product is annotated as angiotensin-converting enzyme-like. Gene Ontology annotation, molecular function: peptidyl-dipeptidase activity; metallopeptidase activity. Gene Ontology annotation, cellular component: plasma membrane. Bases 208 to 2106 code for a protein of 632 amino acids. The transcript is spliced from 12 exons. Lineage: Eukaryota; Metazoa; Mollusca; Bivalvia; Ostreida; Ostreidae. Gene Ontology annotation, biological process: proteolysis. The record is from RefSeq and is a predicted model, not a curated record.